Knipowitschia caucasica is the source of this 303-nucleotide messenger RNA. The record is from the annotation of a GenBank genome assembly. Lineage: Eukaryota; Metazoa; Chordata; Actinopteri; Gobiiformes; Gobiidae.
AUGGCCAUGGAGCAGGGAAGAGUGACGGAAUUCGAAGGAAAGAGCCUCGACCAGAUACAAAUUGAGCCUGAAGGGAGAGCAGUAGAGAUCCUCUCACAAACGGACGGGCUAAAAGAAACUUCAAGCGGAGAACCUUCAACCAUUCAUCCAGAUGCACCCCAUGGUAGUGGCAGUGCCCCUUCUGAACGUAUCCAGCCUCAGAAGAAGAACGUGAAGAAUGAUGGUCUGUGCCACCGCUGCAUGGAGGCAUUGAUGGUGCGAGGACAGUACCAGCGGAGACCAGAGGGGGCGCUGCAGCCGUGA